AUGCGGCAUGCGUGGCGGAGGGCGCUGCGACUUGCGGCUGGGACCCCUUUCCUUUUUGCUGCCGUGUGCGUCGCCUACGCUCGCUGCGGCACCGACAGCUUCUUCGUCCAGCACUGGUCGUACGCGGAGCCUGUCAUGACAACAAGGACGCAUAGAUGGGCGCUUUGGCAGCGCAGCCUCACCGCCGAUGAGCGCGCCUGUCUGCAGGUGUGGCUUGACGCGAUGAGCCUCACGUCCCCAUCCGCCGCGCUGUUCUCCCCGCAGUUCGUGCUGCAGGACACGCUGUAUUUCUUGUGCGGCCUCGGUGAGUGGUGCGACGCCGUGCGGAUGCUGGCGAAGCUCGCCGUUGUGCACACAACGCCGUACUGCAUCGAGAUACGCCGUGAGCAGCAGGACGGCGUGGUGUUCCUCCACGGGCGACUGGAGACGGAAGUGACGCUGCGUCUCCCUUUUACCAACGCGGCGUGUCACCUGCUGUUCCCAUCCGUCGUGAGUCUGCAGCUGGAGCGAGCACACCGCAGCACACGCAUCGCGGCGGCGGAGCACCGGUGGUUUGGCGGGCCGCUCGUCUCACAGCAGAGCGCGUCGCUGCGCUCACCCUGGGGCGACGUCGGGGACCUGGGGCGCCGCCUCAACAGCUUUGUCCUCUCGUGCGUGGUGAGGGCAGGGGAUCGAGUGAGUGCACGGCUCCACGCAAGCGGAUGA
This is a messenger RNA of Trypanosoma grayi, 705 nucleotides long. RefSeq lists its product as hypothetical. The transcript has a single exon. Lineage: Eukaryota; Euglenozoa; Kinetoplastea; Trypanosomatida; Trypanosomatidae. The record is from RefSeq and is a predicted model, not a curated record. Bases 1 to 705 code for a protein of 234 amino acids.